CCGGUGAAUGUUAUUAAACUAUCGAUAAUUGCUGUUUUCUCGCAUCCCUGCACUUGCAUAACCCUGUUUUUGGUUGUAAUAACAAGAUGCUUCAGCCAUUUAGAAAUUUGCGUUUGACACUGCCUGCGCGCUGUGCCUCAGCUCUAAGCAGCAUAGCAGCAAAUACGACCGCGAGCUCUGCUGAUGCUUCUCCUGCUGUCAAUUCCGGCCAAAUUGAUAAGCUUUAUAGCAAAUUGGAAAUCGAGCUGAGAGGCAUUGAUCCGGCAGUUUUGAAAAGUUAUACCUGGUUUGCUACAACCGCAGCCGAGCAUUUGGGCAUUGAGUUGGGCAAGUGUUGGAGCCCGCGCAAGGCACACCAUGAACGAAUGACACUAUUGAAGUCGGUGCACAUCUAUAAGAAGCAUCGCGUGCAAUAUGAGAUACGAACUCAUUUUCGAUACAUGAACUUUCAUAAGCUAACAGGCUCAACGCUGGACACGUUUCUGGAGUACAUUGAACGCAAUUUGCCGGAGGGCGUAGCACUUCAAGCAUCAAAGACGGAGCUACAGCAGGUGCCCGAGCAUUUGCAACAGCCACCAGAACAAGUUUAGCAUUAGCUUAAAUAUUUAAUUAAAUUAGUUGUAAAUGUUGUGCAUAUAACUUACAUACUUAACAGCUACGUAUUUGAUAACAGUCAUUGAAGCGAUUAAUAACAGUAGCGUCGAGAUUAUUGUUCGAUGGUCAAAAACAAAUAAAGUGUCUUUUUAAUCAAAAAUAGUAGCCCAUUGAUAAGAAUAAACCUGUUAUUGGAUUUGCUCAGUUCAGGC
Messenger RNA from Drosophila hydei, 806 nucleotides. RefSeq names its product 28S ribosomal protein S10, mitochondrial (gene mRpS10). Gene Ontology annotation, cellular component: mitochondrion; mitochondrial small ribosomal subunit. Lineage: Eukaryota; Metazoa; Arthropoda; Insecta; Diptera; Drosophilidae. The transcript has 3 exons. The coding region runs from base 87 to 590 and encodes 167 amino acids. The record is from RefSeq and is a predicted model, not a curated record.